AUUGGCUGUAUAUGCUUUAUUCGUGUACCAUCCACUGUUGAACACUGUUUAUCCUUAUCCCUUUAUUCUGUGUCUGGUAAUCACUUGCUUUUUGAAGAACACUUGGAUCGCCUUUGACACAGCUCUACUAUUUUUACUUAUUGAUCCACAUUGACCAUGCAUUUUGACGACAUUCAGUCACAAACACCUCCCGAUUAAGUACCGUAUUCUAAAAAAUUCCUGUGUUUUCAGAUUUUACGCGUCACUCUACGUGUGGUUUUAAUAAUCGAUCGAUUAUCGUCUCGAAUUUCCUCUGGAAGACAUUCAUAUAUGUACUAUCUCAAUUUUUACUCUUAUGUGCAUCAGCAUAUAAGAAUCAACUCACGAUUACUUAGAUUAUGAAGUUUUUUAAGUUUUUUGGAAUUAUAUUAACUCUUUCAUCUCUCUUUUGUAGAUAAUCAGUUGUGAUCACAAACGGAGAAUAAUUAAAUGAAUAUACUACUGGCCGCUUGGUGAAUUUACUGUGUGUGAAAAUCUAAUUCCACCUUUCCUUUUUCUAAAAUUUUAUCAAUAUUAUUGCCUGUAAUCUCUUAACAAGAACUGUUUUUUUAUAUUCCACUAGGACCAGCUAACAUUAUUAAGAAAAGGUUUUUGUAGAAUGUGUGAAAUAGAUUUAUAUAGAAAAACUAAAAUAGAUAUUCCAAUGUUGGCUGCUGGAAUGAUCCUGUGCAUAUUAAGUUGUUUAAUGAUUUCUGUUGGAAUAGCCAGAGUACGUGAAGAUGUUUGGAUAGCAGGGAUUCUGGUAGCUAUCGUCGGUGUACCUUUAUUCCUGUUUUCUUUGGUUGUAUUUUGUGUUAUUCGAACUAACAAUUACAUAGAAGUUUAUCCAAAACAAUAUGUCCUUGGAAAGUUACCGCCUCCGACUUUCACUAGUAUACCUUCGACAAUUGGACCUUUGUAUCGUUCGCAAACACUGUUAAAAGUUUAAAAUAUUUUUAAGUCUGUAUCUGAUCUCAUUUUACAAAUAACUUUUUUGUUUGUUUGUUGGUUUGUAUUAUCUAUAUCUCUUUUUACGUUUUA
Molecule: messenger RNA, 1059 nt
Organism: Trichobilharzia regenti
Lineage: Eukaryota; Metazoa; Platyhelminthes; Trematoda; Strigeidida; Schistosomatidae
Source: the annotation of a GenBank genome assembly